UCAGAUAUGAUGCUUAGAGGUAAGCCAUGGUCACGCACGACUUGGUCAAACACGAUGUCGACGACCUCACGUGUAUUGAUGGCAUAGCGGCAUGGAACAAAGUGUGCGCGCUUGGUGAAGCAGUCGACGAUGACCAGGAUAGCAUCAUGACCGCGGGGGGUCGGAGGUCGAAGAGGACCGAUAAAGUCCAUCGAGAUGGACUGCCAACGACCCUCAGGGAUAGGAAGAGGCUGGAGCAAACCAUAAGCCGCGCGUUGGUCAGUGGAGAAGGAGGAGGAGGAGGCAGAGGAGGAGGAGGAGAAGGAGGAGGAGGAGGAGGAGGAGGAGGAGGAAAGGAAGGUGAGGACGAAGAAGUAGACGAGGAGGAGGACGUGGAUAUGGUGGAGAAGAUGGCAGUAGAAGAAGAAAAGGAGGAAAAGGGGGACGAGGAGGAGGAGGAGGAGGAGGAGGAGGAGGAGGUGGGGGCUGGACACCUACCACGGCGAUGGCAUGCUCCCUGCGAGGCUGCGCCGACGUCGACGAUGGCAACGGCUGCAUAUUCAUACAUGGACCGAGAGGCGGUAAUGAUACCGUUCAAGUACGACGACAUGGAAGACGUUGACUCCUGGAUCGGCUCCAUUAGAGCUUACUUUGAGGUACAGGGCACUCAAAGAGUGAACCAGUCCUUGAUCCUAGGGACAAAUGUCGAGACUGUUAUGUGGGGCUUCCUAGAAGUCCAAGCUAUGCAAGUUGGGUAUGCUAAGCUCGAUCUGACAGAGUGGCUUAAAGUCACUCUGGUAGCCGCUCUCGAAGAAGUGUUGAUGACACAAUAUAAUGACCUACAUGUUGUAGCAACAGUAAGGAUCGAACUUGAUGACCUCAAGCGCAACAAGUGGCAGGGCACCAUGCACAAGUUGCAGUUACAUGUCAGCAAACUCUUUGCUACACCAGGGUUGAAAAUGACUGCGCAAUCAUGCUUCGAUGUAGUGAACGGCACUCAUUUCCGGUAUGGCACCAUUUCAUGGCGGCCAACUUUUGUCAAGCCGUUGGAGAUAGAGUUCACUUAUGUGGGUGCCUACCGCAGAGACUACCACUGGGGCAGAGACUUUGCAGAGGGAUGGAUGGGUCCUUCGGGUGUGUGGAGGACGAAUGCGACACAGACAUUCAACGAUAUCAACCAGGACUACACCAACGGUUGGAAACUGAAGUUCCCGACGGGAAUGCUCCAGGUGUGGCAGCCACUGAAGGAAGGGAUUAUGUGUCCAUCUCCAUUCGACUCUGGAGUGAAGCCUUUGUGUGGACCUGGGCAGCCAGAGGGGACAAUUGUGCCACAUCCGCUCGUAGACGGUGAGAACAACCUCAUCUACCCGGCUGGUUAUCCCUGCAAGAAUGCAACGACAAACAAGGAGAAGGCCAGCAUCGAUUACUGCGCACCUUGGAGUGAGGCAUACGGCUUCUUCUUUGGGGAUGGUGAGACAUGGGACAUGGAGCUGACAAUUGACGCCGUCAACUUUGAAACGAAUCAACUGGGAAACUACCUCCGUGGACACUCCGUGUUUCGUCACAGGUACAAGGCGCCAAAGAACCUGGCCUUCAACACCCCUUGGGUGGCCUACUUCACUGGUGGUAACAGGAUCCGGUCCCUCAACAACAAUAAGGAAGGGCGGUACAGGCUAGAGACCACCGUCAACAUUCAAGGUCCAAAUCGGUCCCCCAUCGCCACCAACAUCCCUGUCCUCCCGGUUCCAUAUGAGCAGUCUGAGAAUGCUACGUUUCAGAUUGCCGCAUUUGACCCAGAUAUCGAUCCAGACAUUUUGGAGACCGAGAUACUGCACUUUCGCCUGGGAACACAGCGCGAGAUGGGCAUGCUCCUGGCCAAUGCCAACCCUCGCUUCGACCCAAACCCGAACAGCUCCAGCUUCCGCACGACCUUUGUGUGGUACAACCGGACAUACCAGGCCUUGAAGGAGUGGAACAUCAGGUACAAGUGUGAUGGGAACUGCAGCAAUUGUCCCAUGUUCUGGAACUGUUCAAUGAUGCCACCGUGGAACACCGAGGUGAAUAUGGCGAAUUCCCCGCCCAGGAUCUCCAUUGAAGAGUCAACAGGGAUUGUGACAUGGGUGACGGGGCAAGGGCCAUAUGAGAUCGGGCAGACCGGAAUACUGCCAUUGCGGCCUGGAUUCUAUAACUUGGUGGUGAUGAUCGGAAGCAACUCUCGAGACACGUCACCCAAUGCUACACAACUGGUGGAGGUGCCUCUUGACUUCCUGCUUUAUCUGUACCCGAGUAUGCGUUACUGUGCCAAAGGAUGUCUCAACAUGCGUCCUGGGAUACAUACCUUUCGUGACAAGGGCCUUUACGGACAUGCUGACAAACAAAAUGACACAUAUAGCAAUGGGACAGCUUGGUUUCCUUAUAGGCGCUGGUACUACAACUCUGCUGGAACGGGCAAGUGCACCAUCUGUGGGGGUGGGUGGGAGAGAAGGGAGGCAAUUGCUAACCACACAGUCUGCCAGCCACCAAAUCAGAGGAGUUGCGGAAACAAGGACUGCCCUGGUAUAUGGCUGGACUCCAAACAGGAGCCUGUUGACAAGGAUGAAAAUUGCAGGGACAAUGGGAAUGGGGGUGUGCCUCGGUCUCUGGUACCGUUGAACAGCACAUGCAAAAUUAAUCAGCCCCCAGUGUGGGUGGAGAAUGGUACCACAGGACACCCACGUGGAGACACACCACCACAAGGAGUGGUCAUCAAGGUGAAAAGGGGAAAGCCUGUCACAUUCCAACUUGUCGCGCAUGAUCCUGACGACUGUACAGAACUGUCAAUCGACAGCACUGGGUUGUACCUUGGGACUGAUUUCGUAUACCCCAACACUGCUCCAGCUGGCAUGAGGGGCAACAUGGCCAACGAAUCCUGGGACAUGCAGCUUGAGGAGACCAUAAGGGACCCACCUUCCCUGACCAUCAGUGGAUUCCAGGGAAGGCAGAUACGGAGGACAUUCACUUGGCCGGCACCCUUCGGCGGUGAGGAUGUCGAUCCUCGGCCCAACUCGGCGACGGUCUGCUUCUACGCCUUUGACAAUUACAUCAUCAGUAAGUUCCGCUGCAUCACCAUUCAGGUGCUGGCCAGCAGGCCGGUCAUGUGGAUGGAUCAGCGCGAUAAUUUGCCUGCAGAGUUUCGAGGCAACACUCCUUUCAACAUGACGCAGUUCUAUGUCGUUCCAGGAAACACGCUGGUGUUUAGAAUGGCAGCAAUACAACUGACGGGUCUGAACCCCCUGUUUGUGGAGCUGACUCAAGGAACGCUGCCUGAAGGUGCUACUUUCAACUAUGAGAACAGCACUCUGGACGACCCUGUGGCCCGUAUAUUUAUCUGGACACCAAAGCCAGGCCAGGAGUGUGAGUACAGACUCUGCUUCGAUGCCAGGAACAGCAACCGACCGGUUCCUGAUUGGACCAAGACGGUUCCGCUGGACCCCAAAGUGACCUCCGACGAGCGAUGUUACCUGAUCCAUGUCACAGACACUGUGCUGGACUUUACCGGAGGAGGUUAUGUGGAUGUUGGCAGGGUGGUCCCCACCCUGAGACCACCUUGUGGAAUGAGCAUUGGCGGUUGGUUUUAUCCCCGAGGUGAUGGUGGACCGGAGCAGAACCACACCAUGCCACUCCUUACGGCAGGCUACAAGAUGCCAGAUGAACCUUUCACCAUUGUUCAUGGGGUUUGGUGGCAGAGGGAAAUCCUUAGGACUCACUACUACAGCAAUGACAGCGUUGCGUUUAAUGUGAGCGAUAGGUUCCGGGUGGCCUACUUUGAUACCCACGGUAAGAAACUUAGCACACCCAUGUUUUGCUACAGGCAGUGGCAUUUCAUCAUGUUGACCAUCUCUGCUGCAGGUGAGGUGGUUCUCUAUGUGGAUGGUGUAGAUCAGGCUCGCUAUGCAAUCAACGACCGGGAAUGGCAUCAGUACCUGAGACUGACAGAUGCGCUGAAGGCGGAAGAGGUCGGAGGAUGGAUACCCCUAGCAGGGACGGCCUACCAACGCGCUCGUCGACAGGAGAGGAAAACCACACCUCAUCUAUUUAUCGGUUCCACCCCCGAUGUUGCCUUUGAUGGGCUAAUUGACGAGGUGAGAGUAUUUGCAAGGGCCUUGUCAGCUGAGGAGGUUCGCCGUCAGAUGUUCCAGGCCCUAGAUCCCCCAAAGGAAGUCAAUCUCACAGGCUACUACAAGUUCAAUGAUGGCUCCCAAGGUCUCCACAGCUUUAAUGUCUAUCCUAAGACGGUCCUUGUGAUCAACGACACUGGUGCUGAAAAUGUCACCUACAAGGAGCCGUACCAUGGAGAGAUGGAUGCUCGACUCUUCCCUUUGACAGACUACUCGGGCAAAGGCAAUGUUGGUACACUCUCCAUCGUGGGGAACUUGUCAUAUGAGUUUGUGACAACGCCCAUGUCUCCCAGCUGCACAGGAGAUCUGGUGCCCUAUAUUGCCCACCUCCAAGGUGGCACCAACAUCACCGUGCGGGGAGCGAACUUCGCAGAGAGCCAGUGGCUGAAGUGCUUCUUCAAUGGGAAGCCAGUUCCUGCAAAGUUUAUCAACCGGACUGCAAUAUCAUGCAAGGCUCCUCCUCUGGACUAUCCCUGCUCCGUUGCUGUGGAAACGGCGAACAACCACAAUGUUACCAAUAGCACCAUUGCGCUGUACUACCUCGACACUGCUCUGGUGCUCAAUGGAGAGGAUGAGUACCUUGCUGUCGGAUUGAUUGACGCGAACACCUCCACAGUGGGCGAUGGUGUAUACGAUAACCUGGAAGCAGUUACAGAUGGUUACUCGAUCGGGAUGUGGGUGUGGCCAUCAGGAGAAAUGGGACAAGAUGACAGAAUUGUCUUCAUGCUAACCUCGUAUGUUCCCACUGCAACUGUAAUCUCCCCAUUCUUUGGCCGGUCUUUGCUUGAAGAUGGGGCUCCACCAGAAGUCCCUCCGUUUGCAACCUUAAUCGGUGUUUACUAUGAUCCAGCCGAGAAUGUUUUUGAGUACUCAGACCGCAAGAAUGAGUCAUUUGCAGCAUCAGCCAGGGGCAAGAUCGUUGCCGAUCCUGACAUGUGGCACUAUGUGAUGCUGACCGUUACUUCUGAACGACUCGCCCGGCUGUAUGUGGAUGGAGAGCUGGAUGCUGAAUUCUAUUCCGCCCUCCUCCCAGUGGACCUAGGCCCCAAUGGGCAGUUCCACGUCGGAGGAUCCCACAUCUACUAUGAGGACCUGGAUGGCCCAGACGUCGAGGGUCUGGCUCCGACAUCCCUGCCUCUGCCUGCAGCUUUCAGUUUCGUAAUUGGUGCGACAUCCACAACAACGACCACGGGGGCAACCAACACUGACUCCUCUUCAUCAAAAUCAAUGGCUCUUAGUGCCAGACAUUCUCGGCAGGGGAGGUCAUCGAUCACAACAUCAUCAUCAGACUUGAACAUGAUGAUGCUGGGAAUGGCGGAGGCUCCAGAGUCUUCAAGUCCGUUUGAACCACUGGGAAAGAAAGAACACUUAGGGAGAGGACGCGAAGCUUGGAGCAGUACGCACCACCACUAUUAUCGCCACACUCGAAAGGCGGAAAGAUCCCUUCUGGCAAUAGGACCAUUCGGUGAGGGGAUGAACUUCGCUGGAAUGUUCAAAGACAUAACUGUAUGGUCAAGGAACUUGACAGCAUGUGAGGUGGUACAGGUCAUGCGCGAAGGGUCCCUCCAGCGGCGAGAUCUACUGCCCACAGGAGCCAGCCUUCAAGUAAAUCCAGAGGAUAAUCUUGUAGCACGCUACAGACUGAACCACAUCGACGGAUUGCAAGUCCAUGAUUCCUCUGGCCAUGAUAAUCAUGGCAUGGUCGUCAGCAACACAGCACAACGCUUGCCAUUGCCAGUUUGGAAACACACAACCCUCCCUUUCUAUCCUCCUUGCAUUGGCAGGGCAGUCCAGCGGCGUAGAGACUGUGCCUCCACGAAAGUAUACAUGGAAGGACCCGGAACUCAGGAACCUUGGACUCUUCCAAAUGUCUGCACAGGAUUUUACAGCAACCUUCGCACAGGAAUCGUAAGUCUCGAUGGCUAUGAGAACACGACCAUCAGUGGGUUCGGAUUUGCCAACAGCCCGUGGCUGCAUUGUGUAUUAGAGGGCACCCUCAUCCCCGCAAGAUUUCUGUCCUUUGCAGAUGUGGAAUGCAAUGUGCCGGCGCUGCCUCGAGUCGGGCGCUAUUCUCUGGGAGUGGCAAACAUGGGAUUGGAGCGUCCUGGCAAUCCUAUUAGGCUGAGCUUGGGAAAGGACUGGGAGAGCAUGACGACAGAUGAAAGAGGAAUUGCUUUGGCCUCUUACCUCUGGAAAGGGAAGCAAGAAAUCGCUGAUUCGUGCAACAAGUCCCUCACCAUUUUGCCAACAGAAAGUAAUAGCCCUACCGGAAAUUCUGCCUCCAACUCAACUCUUAUUCCUUCUGCGUCAGCUCCGGCUAUGGAAGUUUUCUACCCAGAAAGGAAGCUCACGGCGUUGGAGAUGGCUCCAUUUUAUGAUGGCAUAGCCACUUUCUUCGAGUCCGAGCAAACAAACGAUUUAGUGGCCAAGCAAGACUUCAGGGGAAUGACUUUCGGUGCUUGGUUCUUCCCAAUUGCGACUGACAACUGCUCUGAGCAGCCCAUCAUGUGCUUCACCUCAGAGUGCACUCCUUACUGGAAUGGCGCUGACUGGGCUGUAGAAUCUGAAAUGGAGCUAUGCUUGAUGACUCGUGGUGACCGAGUUUACCUCUACAGUGAUAAAGUGGACAGAUACGGGAGCUUUGUGUUCAACGAGACAUUAGCUCAGCAUGUUGAUGUGCAAUCAUGGCACCAUGCGGAGGUUUCGAUUGAGGCAAUCGAUAUUGAGCCGCCGCCAUUUGGCGCUUAUGGCAGAGAUGACCUUUUGGUCCUCAAGACUUCACUCAAAGUGGACGGAAAGAUCGUUGACGGCUACCCUUAUGACAUUCGGGUACCUGGCCUGCCAAACAAGAAUGGUAGCUUCUUUGUUGGGGGUGUCCGCUGCACGCUCCCAUCCUACGUUUCAGUCAAUGCCUCAGACAUUCCUGAUUACUUCCGUCCCGUUCCUGAUUACAAUCCAGAUGCUCCCUGCAAUCCGGAAAGGGACGACCAGAAGUUCUUCCGGGGAUACAUCGAUGAAGUUUAUGUGUACACAAAGACAUCCGGCAUGUUCGUCGAUCCGCCGUUCUCCCGGAUCCUUAACCAUACUGAUGACCUGGUCUAUUUCCGGUUCAAUCCUCGGCAAGGUCGAACUGUGAGUGACACGGUUUUUGUUCCCAAGGUGUUUGCCUUCCCUGCAGCUGACAGGCCUUCUGUGUUGGGAUACAUGAAAACAGUCGGGCAUGAUCAGACAUUCCCUGCACCUGUAGAGAAUGCAACACUGGAGUACAUAACGGCUCCCUGGGAGCCUGCUGUAAUUGAUGAAGAUCAGCGGCCUUCCACGUCACUCGAUGGGGGACCUGUUCUAAUUAAAGGGCUAAACUUUGCCAGGAGCGAGUGGCUGAGGUGCACGUAUUCUACAGUGGAGCUGAAUGCUGAGCACAACCAGGUCAUGCUGACACAUCCUCCUCGGUUCUCCCCAGCCACGCCCAAGGUGCUGCACCGGAACAGGACCUACCUUGGCCCUGCACAUUACAUGUCCAGUCGAACUGGUUUUAGCAUCUUUGAGGCUUUCUGCAAUGCCAGCGGUGCAGACCUACCUGGGGUUGCCGCAGUCCAAUUGGUAAAUCCGAGGGCGAUGCCCACCACAGCCGAGGUGCUAUUCAGAGAGCGUGCUCUCUCCUUGGGGGGAGAUGUGCCUACUGCUGUCAAGAUUGUAGGGGAUACAGUGGAUGAGCCUCAGGUGGUUAAAUUGGAAUGCCCGGCAGGAAUGCGGUUCGAGGAGGUGGUCUUUGCUAGCUUUGGCCGGCCCCACGGGCGCUGUGCCACCCAGAAGGCGUACUGCUGUGAUGGGAGGGAUUGCUCCCCCCCUUGUGAUACCAGCAAUCUUCAGAUCAACGAGAAGUGCCACAGUGAUAAUGACAGGCCAGAGAACUUCACGAAGAAUAUUUGGUCAACGAAAGACUUUGUGAUUGCCAACAAUGUGACAACAAAGUUGGCUGGGAGCAAUGCGUAUUCAUUCGGUGCUUGGGUGCUUCCCCGCAGCAAGGAGGGUUCCCAAGCUAUCAUCUCCUUUGGAUCUCUUUGGUCUCCUCAACCUAAUCGAGCACUACUUCAGUGGCGUGGCCUCACUGCGCACACAGGUGUCUUCUACUACUACGAUGACCUGAUAAACGAUGUGGUGAUGAAGCACCAGGACAUUGGGGAGGACCUGGUCUUGGCAAUGGACCAGUGGUACAAUGUCUUUGUGACUAUUGAUGAGGACAAUGAGGGACGCAUGUAUGUUAAUGGAUUUGAAGUUGCACAGUUCUCAACCCGCUCCAGGCCAGACACUUCGAACAUCACUGGCACCUUUAUCAUUGGGAUGGACCUUGACGAAAGACUCCAUCCAAACGAGUACUUUGCCGGUCUGCUAGAUGAGGUACAGAUCUACAACCGCUCUCUGUCACAGGACGAGGUUAUCAUGUUCAUGUGCCACACUCGGAAGAUCAGGGGAGAGCUGCAUGAGGGCACACAAGGCCUGGUCUCCUACUUCAGAUUCAAUCUAGAUGAUCCUCUGAUGGCCGAGACGGUGAUUGAUGACAUGAACCCCAUGGACAAGUACACACUUGCAAGGUCGACAGAGACGCAGUGGAAUCCACUGCUUAUGUCCUUCUUGAUGAGCAACGUAACACGGCCAGUGAUCCAUACUGAGUAUGAAUACAUUGGGGCCCCGUGGUUUCCAAGUGUGAUGAUGUCCAUCGACAAGGUUAAGGGUCCGCUGCUGCCAGGGAGGAAGAUUGUAGUCACAGGCGUGAACUUCGCUCCCAGGUCCACACAGGUGUUCAUCAAUGGGACAAGGCAUCUCGAUUGGACGUACAUCAAUGACACCAACUUGGAGAUAAUGACAGUCACAGGCGUGGGAGGAAGUCACAUCGAGAUACAACUAUCCAAUGGAAAUGUGGGAGCGUGCAAUGGCGUGUCCAUAGGUUCUGCUAAGUACACACGGGAACCAGGGAUGGAGGAUCUGGUGCAGGGGUACUGUGCAUAUUAUCCUCUGGAUGGAGGAGUUGCUGAGGAUACCAGUGGCUAUGGCCGCCAUGGACGUGUGAUGGGUGGGCGGCCAACCGAAAACCGAGAUGGGUUGAGGGAUCAAGCCAUGCACUUUGCACCUGGGCAAUACGCUGAGAUACCUAUCUGUGCACCAGGCACAGGCAUGACUGUCGCUCGGCCAGGACUUACUAUCACGGGCUGGUUCUUCUUUGACGACUUCCCUUUCCCAGAAUACCAAGGUUGUGAUGGCCAUGGCAUUGCCGCUCUGCAUGGAUGCCAGCUGGAGGAGGAGGGCUAUGUUCUCCGGGACGCAUGGAAACACGUUGCUCUGGCCGUCACGGACUUAGAAACGAGCCAAGGAACCAUCUAUGUGAAUGGGAGGGAGUUAGCUUCUGCUUCACGCACUGAUUAUGCAGCUCCUCUCCUGAAAAUUCUCAAUGGCACGAUUGGUGGUGGCGAGUUCUCUGGGAAGAUCGAUGAUAUCCGGAUCUAUUCACGGCUUCUCGAUCCCAUGGAGAUUAUGGCCAUGUACAGAACACAGGAGUAUGCGCUGGAGUUUGAGCCCGGUGAGAAUCGUACAGGUCAUGGUGCUGUCAUAGUUGCGCGACAUGUAGAUAUUCCAGCAGGCAUGCGAGGCUUGGUUGCAGUUUUUGCUGAUGAAACAGGGAAGUCCGUCACAAACAUUGUGCCCACGGUGGACAACAACUUUGGCUUGGCUUCCCCCUUCGAGGUUCUCAGCAGUGAUGGAUGGUCGGUUCGCUUCACUGGUUUUGUAUUUGCACCUUACACUGCCGAUUAUGUGUUCAUUCUUCGGGCGGAUGAUAGUGUCCAACUCUCAGUAGGUGACAAACUGCUCAUCAAUGACACGGAGUACAGUGGCAGUGAAAGGAAGGAGCGGGGCAAGAUCCACCUGGACAAGGGGAAAUGGUACCCCAUCAGCCUCAAUUACACAGACAAGCUGAGUGGCUCCUCAUAUCGCCUGCAGUGGAGGACAACCAAUGGGAGGAUCCCGCUGCAGGUCGUCCCCCAACGGUACCUGCGUUCAGGAAAGGGGCCCUUCAUGGUUGAAGUCUGGGUGUACCCCUAUACGGUGGAUGGAAAGCACACAGUUGUGGGGAAAACACUGGACAAUGGUGCAAGUGGCCUAGCCAUUGGCAUAGAAGAUGGUGCUGUCAGUGUCGGUGUGUAUGUUGGCUGUGAAUGUGCAAGUGCCAACCCUCUGCACAAGUGUCUGUCCUACCGUCAAGCACGGGUUGGGAAAGCUGCCAUUGUCCCACAUAAGUGGCAGUUGAUCGGGGCAGGCUACAGUGGUGACAAGUGGGAGGUGUAUGUAGAUGGGUGGCUGAGAGACACAAUAAAGUACGACACCACAGAGUACUUCGUCGAAAGCAGCCAGCCACUGCUUCUGGGAGUGGAGUCCCUUGUCCCUGGUGAGGAGCAAAAGCCGUGGACCGGCAAGGCGGGAACAUGGCCGUUCCAUGGUCUGAUCGAUUCAGUUGUCGUCUACAGCCGUGCAGGCUUCAGUCAGACCAAGAUUGUGAAGGAUGCAGAAUGCUUCUUUGACGUUGGCCCGCCAGAGUACCUAGCUGCCCACCUUAUGCUGAAUGAGGGUAUUGGACGUAAAGUUCAUCAGCUUGCUCUCUAUGACAGCGAAAACCCGGACAUUCCCAGCCUUUAUGGGGAUGGCACUCUGGUAUGGAUACCCGACCCAGAUGCAGGUGAAAGUGAGGGAACAUAUGGCAGUCGCAGUGGCUGGAAGAAAGGAGGAGAGCUUCCCUGGCCGCGAUGGGCAAACUCCACAGGGACGGAGUACAAAGCAGAUCUUGGCAAGUCCCUUGUUUCUGGAAUGGGACUGAAGGACUCUGUAGCUGGUGAGUGCGGUGUAUUCUCCAUUACUUCCCGUGAUAUCUGUGGCGCUCAGCUCAACUUUGGAGGAGACAACUGGACGGUGGGCGUUUUCGGACCUCUUCAUCUCAGCACGGAGGAGGUGGUACUGGUGGUUGGCAAUGGCAUUGUGGAUCACGGCGAUGGCACGUACACGGCUACUUAUCGGGUGCAACGAAGUGGCGACUACUUCAUCAGGGUGUUCCUUAAUGGAGAGGAGAAAUUGGGAACAAAAGCCCACGUUCAUCCUGGCAAAACGGCCGCAUCAAAAUCUUAUCUUUUCGGCUUCUUGCAAGACACGCAGAACCUGGAUGAGCUCCGUGACUCGCUGGUGGGAGCCCUGGUCGCGUUCAAGGUGCAAACGGUCGACCGAUAUGGAAAUCUACGGUUUACAGGAGGGGACAAGGAAUGGGCCUUCUUCUUCAGUGGGCCCUACUCCUUCCAUGGCAAUGUGACUGACCUGGACAACGGUCAGUACCAGAUCGACUACGUAGCAAGGGCAGCUGGGAAGUACCAGAUGUUUGCAUCUGUCUGCGGACAGCCCAUCUGCACAUAUGGGGGUGCGACGUGUAUGGAGGGUGCCUGGUCAGCCCGUAGCUACUGUACGAUUGAUGCAAAAGUCCCUUCACCCCUCAACAGCGACAAAUGCCCAUUCUGUAUCACAGUGAGGGAAGGCGGCUCCCUAAGCCUGCAACCAGAUAGCGUCUGGGCUACAUUCCCCGAUGGAAACCAUUUAGACCUGUCUAAACACUUCACUCUAGAGGCUUGGAUUUGGAAGCCUCGAUCUGAAGACUACUACAUCGAAGGCGUAUCUCAAUUUGGAAUUGCUCCCAUCCAGACCAACAUCACUGGCGGCAGGCAGUACGUCCUGUCAAAACAAUCCGAGCACUCAGGGAAGGGAUGGUGGUUGGCUCUCCUUCCGCUUGAGCCUGCUGGCCAGAACAACUACAGUGUUGAGGCAGGCGUUUAUGUGGGAUCAGAAGCUUUCCGCAUUCUGCGGACAGAAGGAAUGAAGUUGGAGCACUGGCACCAUUUGGCCGUGACCUACGACGGAAUCAAUCUGCGUAUCUUCAUCGACAGUAACCUGACUUCUGUGCUCUCGUUGAAAGACAAGCCGCCGCAGUAUCCACGACGCAACAGACAGCCAGUGCGGGUGGGAAAAGAGUUUGAUGGGCUGAUUGAUGAGGUGAAGAUAUUUGAUAUUGCGAAGUCGGAGGAAGAGAUUGCUGGGCCAGGUGCUUUCUGUCCGUCACACAUUCCGGAGGUUGGUAAGGGCACCCAGAAUCUCGUUGCCUACUAUCGGUUCAGCGACAGGGCGUCAACAUUUGCUCGGGAUUCCAGCGCAUGGGAAAACAAUGGCUAUAUAGGACUUGUAUGUGACACGGCCGACGAAGACAGGAAUGUCACCCUCACCUGUCCACCUCGUUAUCGAAUCGGGUCCAUUCUCUUUGCCAGCUUUGGGCACAUUGAUGGCACAUGUGGAAGCUAUGAAGUGGUGGAUGGAUGUGGCUCACCAUAUGUACGUGAGGUGAUGGAGAACCUUUGCCUUGGGCGUGAAUCCUGCACCAUGGUGGCAAACAGGACACUGUUUGGGAGACCUUGUCGAGGAGCGACGCUGACACUUGCUAUCAGCGCAUUGUGCGACGUGUUCCAGCCUUCAGAACCCUACCAACGGAACAAUGCACCCAGCAAAGUGGGUGUCGCGGAUGCAAGUAGCACAAGCAGCCCCAUGUGUGUCGGUAACAUGUGGUACCUCCUUCCAGAUCAGAUGCGUGGUGAGAUUAACUACAGUCCAGACUGUGCACAAUUCAGCAUGACCGAGGCAAUUGUUGGUCAGGGAAAGAGCUUUGCCCUUACGGCCGUUGAUGCUUGUGGUCUGAAUCGGACGAUAGGCAUGCAGCAGUUCUCCAUGUUGAUGCAAUUUGACGGGUAUGUGGAGUUCUUCCCCGCUGAGAAUCCCACUGCCGACAGGGUUGAGAUGUCCACCUGUUACCCAAGGGUGUCUCCACCGAUGGAUCUUGACACGAUCAAACGGACAUGGGGUGGUGCUUUUGGGGACGAUUGUGACCAGUACAAGCAUCUGUAUGUCUUUGAGUAUAUGCCGACUCGCCCUGGCACUGGGAAGAUUGUUGUAGGGGUGGAGGAUGCAACCAUUUACUCUGGGUACUUUGUCGUGGUUCCCGGACCCAUCUCUGGAAGCAGCCUGAUUGAUGGGCCAGGGCUAUCUGAUGCUUGGGGGGGAAUUCAAACAACCUUCAAUGUCAUUGCCCGGGAUAGAUUCGCCAACCUUGUCAAGUCCAAUAAGGAUAUGUAUCGGCUAACGGUAGCUGUUGCAGGGAGGAAAGCAGUGCGCAUGUCAUCUGCACUCAGGCAAGGGGAGCCAGGCAAGCUCGACGUCUUCAUCACCUAUCCAUCCGAAAACAACUACACAGUGGAAGUGCAGCUGGACAAUGUUACCUUCUUCUCCCACCUCGUGGCCGUCUCGAAGCCCAUGUUCCCCCAGCACAAGGUGACGGCGCUGGCAGAGGCAGGGCCCAGCACAAGGCCAGGCACAAGGUUUGAGCACUCUGGUGCAGCAUACAAAGAUAGCCUCUACAUUUUUGGGGGUGCCAAGCAUGACAAGAGUUACAUUGGGGAGACAUGGAAGCUUGAUGUCGGGCUAGUAACUCCUCAUCUCCCGACAUCGCAGCAGCUGCAGCAAGAGGAUAAACUGUCUCGUAGUAUUCUUGACGAUGAGGACAAGGGGCACUUCUCAUUCAGGGUCCCAAUUGAGGUGACAGGUCAUAACAUCAACAACUACACAGUUGAGGUUGUUGUGGACACCUCCUCUCUUGUUCUCAGUGGCAUGAUGCGUCCGGAUUGUUGGGAUGUCAUGUUCGCAACAUGGGAGGGUGAGGCACUGCAGUUCUGGGUGGACCCGGUGCCUGGCUGCAACUCCACUCAUUCCAUCUUUUGGGUCCGCAUACCAUCUGAGGGAACCUACUAUCUAUAUUUCGGGAAUGCUCGGAUCACAUCCCCUCCUGUGUCGAACUCCUCCAUCUUUGACUUCUUCGAGGAUUUUGAAGAUUACAAUUCAGGCUCACCCUUCCGCCGUUUUGUGUUCAACGACAGCAGCAGCAGCACUCACUUGACCACGACUGGCAACGACAACAGCAGCAAUCCCAUGGUAGUGGAGUCUCUGAAGGACGCAUGGGUGUUGGACGAGGUAAGCACGGACACAUGUUCUGGUCCCGAUUUCCAACGAGGAGCAGAGAGUUCCUUCAAGAUAGUUGACAGCAUUGCUGUUUCUGGUACCCAUAGUCUUCUUGUGGACACGCGCAAGGAGAUUGGUGGGUCCAUCAGCCGGAAAGUGACAAAGGCACUGACCAAUAGCAGCAGAUUCAUACUCAAAGGGUUCUUCUACGAUGGACUUUGUCCUGACGCAAGUCACUGGAUCUCACCUGACUUUGAUCAAUGCGAGUCUACCCAAGAGGAUAAGAAGACCCUCCUGCCCGUGCGCAAUGGGGUGGGCGUGCAUACAGCUUCCACUCACCAGCGAUAUGCAUCUAUGUACCCUUGGAAAGGCACAAGUGCAAAUAGGACGGUUGGCUGGCAUAGCUUUGCCAUCUAUGGUGGUGAUGAGGUCUUAAAGAUGUUUGUGGAUGGAAUGCAUGUUGCAAGGGAGAGCGAGCGCACAACCACUCUGAGCAAGAUCUUCCUCCGUGGUGGUGCCUUUGCGUAUGACAAGGAGGAGGGCAAUGGCUACUGGGAUGCUAUCUUCGUGCUCCCGUACGACUCGUCAGUCACGGCAAAAGCCUACGUCUCCAAAACGGAGCCGGUGCUGUGGAACCCCUCAAGGACCGGAUGGACUCAGAUUGUGCCAACUGGGCCAACCACUAGCCAUCCACCAGCGAGGCAGGGUCAUAGUGCUGUAGUCUACGAUGAUAAGAUGUGGAUCUUCGGAGGCGAAAGGAGUGCCUAUAUCUAUAACGACCUGUGGUCCUUCUCUUUCCAGGAUGAGGUAUGGACCUUCUCCCCUGCGUUGAAUGAGCCCCCACCCCCUCGGCAUGACCACUCUGCAGCUGUCUACAGGGAUGCAAUGUUUAUUCUCGGUGGUCGAUCCCCUUUGCCUUUGAGCGACUUCUGGAUGUACUCCUUCACCAACAGAACCUGGUCAAAAUUGGAGGAUGCAAUCUAUGGUCUGGGGAGGUUGUUCGGGCACACAACUGUUGUCAGCGGUAAUAUCAUGUAUGUCUAUGGAGGCUACAUCCACGACUUGGGUGAGCUUUCCAAUGGCCUGUGGGAAUACAAAUUCCUUAGCGGGCGGUGGAUCAAGCUCGGACCGAGAACAGACGCAGAUGCAAGGAACAACUCCAUGGUAUUUGAGCCUGAUCCUUCUGAAGCCAUCGUUUUCCCAGCAGAGAUCCCUGUCCCACGAUUUGCUCACCAGGCAACAGUUCGAUGUGCUCCCGAGCGUGGAAACCUGGGAGGGGAACCAAGUUGUGCCAUGUACAUUUUUGGGGGAGCAGGUGGGCCGUCCAUGAUGGAAAGCCUCGGAGAUAUAUGGAAGUUCAUAUUCGCGGAUAAAAAAUGGAUAAAGCUGGGGAAUGUAGGCCCCACACUGGCCAGAUAUGAUGCUGCAGGUGGAAUUGUUGGUGAUUAUUGGCUAAACUUCGGAGGUGUGGGAGAGCAGGGAAUCACAUUCGAUGAGGUGCAGGCCAUCUUCGUUGGUGAUGGGGGUCUGUGAUCCAGUGUGCCAGAGAUGGUGUGGUGUUGUACUUGUCAUGUUUUCCUUUGGUUGUCAUUCCACAUGAAAGCCAUGGGCUUGUGAUCCCAUGGAAAAGAGGAUGGGGGGGUAAAAAGCGUGUCGCAAUCUAUCUGACGUCUGCUGGUUUCCGGUCCCUGGUGAGGGAAACAUUUCAUCAUCCUGCAUCCAGUUUGCAGAUGUUUUCGCCUUGCGAAUUGGCUGGCACGAACGUGACACCGCCGUUGUACUUUUAUGGUAGAUUGAUUGGAAAAGGAAGUCAGUAAUGUACAAAAUACAAUACAAAUAGAGAGACAGGCGGAUGUUGAAGGAAUCAACACCAGGGAGAGAGCAUCAGUUUGGCUGUUGGAGUCACCUUUGAUGGUCAGCAAGCAGGCAGGGAAAGCUUGGACAAUGUGCACCUGAUUAACUAGCACGGUUCCUAUAUGAUAAUUUUUUCCAAAUCGUGCCAUUUCUUGCGAUCAUAGCGGACAUUGCUUCCAGUCGCCAAGGAAUACUAACUGAGGUUUGGUAACUUGCAGCUGUGGCGCAUGACUAUCGGUGGCAGAGCCGCAACUGGACGGCAUGAAUUCGGGUUAUGGGGCAGAAAUGGCAUCCAGAAGCUUGGCCUACUGGAGGAGCUAUGCAUGCUUGGAUUUGAUUUGCUCCUUUUCAAGCACUUCAGAGGAGAUUGUGAACUCCUGAGGAUUCCAUAUUUCAUCUGUGGGAUCAUUAGCAAGAUGACCUGACUUUAGGAUACUGGGCAUGAGACUUCAAGGAGGUGCUUUUACUACAGGGUUCUGCAGUGGUCCUCUGUCACAUAGGACAGGCACUUGGAAAGGAAUGCAGGGAGAUUGCCAGCCUUGUUUCCGUUCCCCGCCCCACGCUGUGAACCCGCUUGACUAAGGCUUCUGGAAUAUGUGAAUCUGCUUCAUCUGCCGAACGAAGGCUGAGCAAGUCACAGUCAUGUAAAGCUGUGAAUAUUUUAUUGCUUCAAUUCAGUAGUUCACUGCGACCGAAUGAGAUAUCCACAGAGAAUCGAUGAGUUGCUGCAGCAGAGCCAUGGGGUGAAGUGUCACCAUCUGGGGAAAUGUGGAACUGCCCUUUUGACCCUGAACUUGAACCUGAAGACCAAAUGGCAUGCCCAGGUUUUGAGUGGAUUGGGCCAUUUCAAGCAGCCGUUUAAGAGUUUGAAUUCCAAAAGGUUGGCAUGUGUAACCCUUCCCAUUCAGUUCCAAGUCCCAACGAUAGUAUAUGUAAUGCCUGUGAAGGUUAUGACAAUGUCUCAGAUGCUCAAGACAGGACAUACCUGGAGGUUAUUGACGUUCAAAUGGUAUAUGCACAUGCAGGUACAUUGUCAUUGUGAUAUAUAUGGCAUUGCCAUGAGCUUUAGGGCACACCAAGAUAUUCGCCUCCCUUCCGAACCAACAGAAAAGGCUCUUUAGGGUGUCCUUAAUUGGAUGCGGAAACCCGAAGGAGCAUAUGCAAAUCACAUGGCUGACACAACCAUACAAUGGCUCGAGCAAGGAGCGUGAAGUGUUGGAUCAGAUUUGGGAGUGUAGCAAGCAAGCACAGCAACCAUUAGCUUUUUAGAUGUU
This is a messenger RNA of Chara braunii, 17350 nucleotides long. The record is from the annotation of a GenBank genome assembly. Lineage: Eukaryota; Viridiplantae; Streptophyta; Charophyceae; Charales; Characeae.